AUGGCCAACAAUGUCAUUGCUGCUUGUAUCUCCAACAAGAGCACAUCAUCUCAAGCCAGCCAAGAGCGGGCAGGCUUUCUACUGUCGUGUGGCAAUUUGGACUCUCUCCAGUAUCGGUUCGAGGACGCAGAGCACUUGGUGGAAGGCUUGAAUCGUUUUCAUGACUGCGAUCCGAAUGAUCCCGGCAAUGAGCCUAAUGCGCUUGCCUCACGCUUCCAUACCGUGAUACGUGAGGCCGCUCAAGAUCGGACUUUUUUGGCUACAGACACUGGGCACAUGGGCUCUGGACCUAAGCUCGCUCGCAAGGGCGACGUAGCUUUCAUCAUGCCUGGAGGUCGCUAUGUCCAUAUCCUACGACCCGUGGACAAUUACUACCUGUACGUGGGAGCUGCCUACGUUUACGGCAUGAUGGAAGGCGAGGUCUUCGAUCUUGGACUGGAGCCGGAGUGGGUCAAUAUCAGAUAA
Molecule: messenger RNA, 465 nt
Organism: Fulvia fulva
Lineage: Eukaryota; Fungi; Ascomycota; Dothideomycetes; Mycosphaerellales; Mycosphaerellaceae
Exons: 1
Coding region: 1-465 (154 amino acids)
Source: RefSeq, a predicted model, not a curated record